AUGCAGCCUGCUAAAGGGUAUACGUUGACCGAUCAAUAUUUUCAUGAUUUUGUGGAGACAACAAGAAUAUCAGGGAUUAAACACAUUUUCAGGGGAAGAUCAAAAAUAAGGCGCAUAAUGUGGGCACUGUUUUUUAUUUCCUCAUUCGUGGGUUGCACGCUUGUAGUGGGAAAGAAUAUUGCACGAUACAUUGAGAAACCCACAGCCUCUAGCAUUAAAGUGAUACCCCAUGAUAAUGGAAUGCGUUUUCCAUCAGUCACUAUAUGCAAUAUCAAUAUAUACAAAGAUCCGAAUGUUUCCGCUGUUAGCAAAGAGACGUAUUCUCUUAUUUAUUAUCUCUUCAAUUCUGACACCAAAGAAUACAACUCGACUCAGGAAUGUAUUGAUAAUGCCACUGAGUAUUACAAAAAACAUGAUAUAUGGAGUUCGUUGCUACCAAAAGAGAAUAACUUCAUCCACGACUGUAGCUUCAGUUACGAAACUGGCGUCAUAUCAUGCAAAGAUAUGUUCUAUCCUGUACUGACACCAGCAGGUAUCUGCUACACUUUUAACGAUUUUAAGAUGAAUGAAAUGCUUAUUCCAAAUAUUACAUCUGGUAUGAAAUAUGGCCUAAAACUAGUACUGAACAUUGAAGAAGAACGGUAUCCAGCAUUUGAGGGUAAGACAGGAGCUCAAAUCAUCGUACAUGAAAGAAAUGAUAUUCCUCGUCCAAAUCUUGCAGGAAUCAGUGUACCACCAGGUCAAAAUAUUGACAUUGGCUUCAUAAAAGCAAUCAAAAAUGAUAAAACUGAUAGCAGAGAUUGCAUCAACGAUGGUGAAAAAAAAUUGGAUUUUCUACCAGAUGUUGUAUACUCUAAGUUUGCCUGUCAGGAGAAUGAGCUUUAUGAGCGCUUGGCAAGUAAUUGUAAUUGCACUAUUAAUCCAUAUGGAUUAGACGUGACAAACACUUCAAAUUGCUCUCUGAGUAACUUAUGCUGCAUGCGACAACAAUAUUCUAAAUACAAUCGUAACAGUAGCUGCAAGUCGCCAUGCAAGUACACUUUUUAUAAUCUUAAAAACAGCUACUCUAGCUUUCCUCGAGGUCGUACUCUUACUGAAAUUUCAAAAACUGUGAAAAUGAAUAAAAGUGCCAUUCGAGAUAAUUUUCUGUCUGUUCAUGUAUUUUUACUAGACCUUGAAACAAAAGAAACUUAUAGUCACAACUCUUUCGACAUAUCUGAGCUCUUGGGUGAACUAGGUGGUACUAUGGGGCUGUUUCUUGGUAUCAAUAUUUUAGCAAUCGUUGAAGUUAUAAUACUCAUCCUUGAUGAGAUUAAGAAGUAUCUUUGUCCCAAGAAAUGCAAGCAAAAACUUAACAAGAUUGAAAACUGCAUACCCGAAUGUGCAUUGUCGAGAGGUCGAAAUGAUACUCUUUUAACUGAUCCAGUUUCAACUCCUGAAAAAGAAAACCAUGAAACUCCAUAUACUACAGCUGUUGACAUUGACAAUUGA
Messenger RNA from Amphimedon queenslandica, 1491 nucleotides. RefSeq names its product acid-sensing ion channel 5-like. The record is from RefSeq and is a predicted model, not a curated record. Gene Ontology annotation, cellular component: plasma membrane. The transcript has a single exon. The coding region runs from base 1 to 1491 and encodes 496 amino acids. Gene Ontology annotation, molecular function: ligand-gated sodium channel activity. Gene Ontology annotation, biological process: sodium ion transmembrane transport. Lineage: Eukaryota; Metazoa; Porifera; Demospongiae; Haplosclerida; Niphatidae.